Messenger RNA from Tricharina praecox, 2556 nucleotides. Its product is annotated as Alpha/Beta hydrolase protein. The transcript has 3 exons. Gene Ontology annotation, biological process: triglyceride catabolic process. The record is from RefSeq and is a predicted model, not a curated record. Gene Ontology annotation, molecular function: triacylglycerol lipase activity; sterol ester esterase activity. Lineage: Eukaryota; Fungi; Ascomycota; Pezizomycetes; Pezizales; Pyronemataceae. Bases 360 to 2342 code for a protein of 660 amino acids. Gene Ontology annotation, cellular component: cytosol.
GCCACCUACACGCAUCACGAGCAUCACAAGCCCUUGUAAAUGCGGGAUAGUGAGAUUGGAGGAGUUGGGCUACCUAUAUGAAGUGAAUGAUCCCUUCCUACCCUACAUGUACCGCGCCUGGUACUCUCUACCUGGCCAAUGCCCCACGUCGGCCGUACUGUACUUGUCAGAUUUCGCCCGAACAAAUAUGAUACUACCGCUGGUAAUAUAGCGCUUUACCGCCAAUUCUAACCUCUUGUUUCCCCUAUUCUCUUCCACCCUCCAAACCAUAGACACUCGCGGUCCAUCUCACAGAAACGGACUUCUCCUGCUCUCUCUCUUGGCUAUCCUGCCGACCCCCACUAGAAUUAUAAUCCAUCAUGAUCGACCACGUCCUGGGGCGUCCCUCCCUCCAAUUCCGCAAAUACCAAGUCCUCGCCGUCCUGCUAUUCUGGUCACUCUACCUGCUCCGCGGCAACCCCCACGGGCCGCCCAUACUAUUGCUCCGACACCUCUCUAAAAUCAUGUCCAAGCGCCUAACACCGUUCCAAACCGUCACACUCACGUUGCUGUACCUCUAUGUCACGCGGAAUUUUGCCAAGUUGCUCAACUUGGAGAGUCCGGAGCCGUUGGCGAAUCUGUACACGAGGAGCUACUUCCGAGCUACGUGGGUGAUGACGGCGCUGGAUGCCGGCUUUUGGACGGCCAUGAGGAUUCGCCGGAAGUGGUUGAGGGAUGCCUGCUCCAUGGUGUUUAGUGUGUAUUACUUGUUUGCCGCCGAGAGGGCGGAUGAGAAGGUGCGCCGAGUCAGAGCAACGAUAACAGUCGACCACCUCCGCGUCUCCUGGGAGAAACCGAUGACGCCAUAUCUGCGCUUUCUCAGCAAUUUGCUGCACCCACCACACAAUAAGUUCGCCCCUCGUCCCCUGCGCAUUCCCCGCCCAAAGGAGUCCGUCUAUUCGGUCCCGGUGGACGCAUGGCUUUACUACGAAGGAACACGGGAACAGCUUCGUUCCUGCAAAAAAGUAAUCCUAGACUUCCCCGGUGGCGGGUUCGUAGCUAUGUCGCCUCGCCAUCACGACGACAAGCUGCUCACAUGGGCCCGGCUGUGUCCGGGUGUGCCGGUGAUCUCCAUCGAUUACAAGAAGGCACCCGAGUACCCGUAUCCGUACGCGCUCAAUGAAUGCUACGACGCCUACCACUCCAUCAUCACCACGCGUGGACGGUGCGUCGGGCUGAGCGGGGACGUAAUUCCCAAGAUCGCGUUGACUGGUGACUCCGCUGGCGGGAACUUCACAGCUGCGACCGUACUGAUGAUCCUCAACGCCGCGUCAACGUCGAGUACUGGCUACCUGAUGGAGGCAGGGUGGAAGGGGCUCCCGCUGCCCGAGGGCGUGAUCCUGAUCUAUCCCAGCCUGGACCUCAACAUGUCCUCGUGGAUGUCCGACGAGCAAUUGAAGCUAAUCCGGCAGCGGAGCACCAUGGACACGAACCGGAACGUCGUCCGCAAAAAAAGCGAGUACUACGAGAAAGCGUCCGGGACGUCGCGGCACCCGUCCCCGCACCCCUCCCCGCCCUCGCUGCAGACAGCAGCAGCAGCAACAGCAGCAGAGUACUCAACGCGCCUCGCAAUGACCAGCCGCCUCUCGUACUUCAACGACCGUAUCCUGACGCCGGAGAUGAUGCGCGCAAUGGUGAUCCUAUAUAUCGGCCCGCACCGCCCGGACUUUCAAACGGACUUCUUCCUAUCUCCCAUCGUCGCGCCAGAAUCACUACUCGCGCGCUUCCCACCAGUCUACUUCCUGACGGGCGAGCGCGACCCGCUCGUCGACGACACGCUGAUCUUCGCAGGGCGCAUCCGCGCCGCAAAGCAAGCUGCACGGCAGCACCGCCGCAACCUCGGCCUGAAGCCGACGGCACAAACCGAGCGCGGCGACGCCGUCGAGGUCUCGCUGAUCCAGGGCAUCUCCCAUGGCUUCUUGCAGAUGGCCGCGCUGUUCCCGCAGGCGAGAAGGGAGCUGAGGAAGUGCGCCGUCUGGCUGAAUCGUAUACUUGAGGACGUUCCCGGCGAGGAGGCGAAGCUCGACGUCGAGUCCGAUGAGGAGCAUCCGGGCCUCGCAGGGUAUAUUACGACGUACACGUCCGAUGAGGAUCGCCCGUUGGAGAUUGGUGGGGGAUUGGGCGGCGUGAAGGUCGAGGGGAAGGGCAGGGGCAGGAAUAGGAAUAAGAGGCUGCCUAGGGGACGCGGUAAGAGGAGGGGGAGUGUCGUCAGCCUGGGCAGUGAGGAUGAUCUGAUGGGCAGGAGAAUGCAGGGGCUCACGAAUGGGCUGGCAGGUGAGCCGGCUGUGGACGGUGACCUGUAGUAUUGUUGGAAAGGUGAGGCUGGAGGUUGCUUUAUAGGUAGAUAGGUUUUGCGUUUUGAGCUUUGCGUUUUGCUUGGGCGUGGGGGUUUUGAUGGUUCGGUUUCAGCGCAAAUAUUGGGGUCUUCGCUAGAUGUUACAACCACGAUGGGAAUGGUGAGAUGUAGGAUAAUUUUCCACUACUCUAGAUGUGGAGUGACGAUGACUGGUGCCCGUG